Molecule: messenger RNA, 2635 nt
Organism: Camellia sinensis
Lineage: Eukaryota; Viridiplantae; Streptophyta; Magnoliopsida; Ericales; Theaceae
Product: transcription termination factor MTEF18, mitochondrial
Biological process (GO): regulation of DNA-templated transcription
Molecular function (GO): double-stranded DNA binding
Source: RefSeq, a predicted model, not a curated record
AUUUCAUACCUCCAAUCCAAACAGGCCCCAAUCACCAUAUUUUACUCCUCCCAAACCCUCAUUGUUCGAAAAACCCUUUUGGAACCAAAACUGCUCUCUGUGAACUCCUCCAAUGGCUGCUACUGAGCCAUCACAUGCUGAAAAGAGAGGCAACAUUCGGAGCUCUCUACUCAAAAACUGAGGCUAACAAAAACCCAAAAAAAUUCAAGGUAAGAACUCUAUCGCAAACAUCUUUUUACAUAAAGCUAUAUAUCUCAAAGUUGUCCCUUUUGCUUCUCUACGAAUUGAUACACUGCCAAUCUCAUCGAACUAGUCAUGACCCAUUUUUCUAAACUUAGAAUAUCAUCCGUUUUCAAAUGGGUUUCUUUAAAUUCCACUGGAACCAACCUUAGAUCUUCAAGAACCACUCUUUGGGCAACUGGAUACCACAUUGUUCAAAGCCUUAGGUUUUAUAGAACCAAAAAGUCUGGUCCAUCUGGAAAUGAUCCAGAUUUUGAUGGAAGUUUGACUUCGGAUAGAGAAAAUGCUGCCCAAUUAUCUCGUGCUGCCCAACAAGAAGCCAAAGCUGCUUUACUAGAGUACCUGCAUUCCACUAGGAGCUUGUGUUUUAUGGAUGCAGAGUUCAUGAGUCAUAAUGCGCCUCGUUUUCUUGCAAAGUUGUUAAAAAAGGUCAAGAAUGAUACAGAGAUAGGGCGGUCUUUGGCACGGUUUUUGCGGUAUCACCCCAUUAAUGAAUUUGAACCUUUCUUCGAGAGCAUGGGUUUGAAACCUUCUGAAUACUCUCCAUUUCUUCCUCGCAAUUUGAUGUUUCUAAAAGACGAUGCAAUGCUGUUAGAGAAUUAUCAUGUUUUGUGCAAUUAUGGUGUAGCUCGGAGUAAUAUAGGAAGGAUAUACAAGGAAGCAACUGAAGUUUUUAAAUAUGAUUAUGGGGUUUUGCAAUUGAAGCUUCAAGCUUUUGAAGAAAUGGGGCUAAACAAGUCUAGUGUAAUCAAGUUUGUUUCUUCAUGUCCUGAUCUUUUGGUUGGGGACAUGAAUAAGGAAUUUCGAAAGGUUUUAGAUAAAUUCAAGAGCAUCGGGAUUGAAUAUGGCUGGAUUGAGGAGAAUUUAAUAGAGGGGAAUACUUAUAAUUGUAGUCAUAUGCUUGAGCUAUUAUGCUUAUUGACCAACAUGGGUUGCAGUGAAGAGCAAUUAGGAAAAUUAAUUUGUCAGCAUCCGGGGCUUCUAUUUGAGGCUUCUGGAAGUACUGCCUUUUCAUUAAUUGGGUUCUUGUUAAAAUUUGGAUCCACCAAAAAUGAGAUCUGUUCUAUAUUUCUGCAAUUUCCACAAGUCGAAGUCAGAGCGUUUGUUUACAAUAUGAGGCAAUGUUACCACUUUUUAGUCAAGGCUGAGAUGGAGGUCCAAGAGAUUGGAAGGAUUGUUCGCGCACACCCCUUGUUGUUGGGUUCAUGUUAUUUGAAGAAACUUAACAGCUUACUUGCAAAUCUGAAUACUGGGAAGAAGCGGCUUUGUGAUAUUAUCAAGGAGAACCCACUAGUAUUGAAGGAGUGGGUUCUUGGAUCAACGGUCAAACGGUUGCCAGAUUCAGGGGAGGAACUAAGAUCACAGAUGAUGAAGACUAAGUUCUUGUUGGACUUGGGAUUUGUUGAAAACUCAAAUGAAAUGAGAAAAGCUCUCAGGGUGUUCCGAGGCAAAGGAGGGGAACUUCAUGAGAGAUUUGAUUGUUUUGUGAAGGCUGGUCUGAAUAGGAAAGAUGUCUCAGAGAUUAUCAAAUUAGCUCCUCAAGUUCUUAACCAAUCAAAGGACGUGAUUCAAAUGAAAAUUGAUUUUCUUGUAAAUGGUUUGGGCUAUCCACCUUCAUCUUUAUUGAUAUUCCCAGCAUAUGUUUCCUACACGAUCCAGAGGGUUAAGCUUAGGUGCUCAAUGUAUGAUUGGCUUAAAGAUCAAGGAAAAGUGGAUCCCAAGUUGGCAUUGAGCACUAUUCUUUCAUGCUCAGAUAAAAUAUUUAUAAGGCGGUUUGUAAAUCAACACCCUACAGGCCCCAAAGUUUGGGAGAAGCUAAAGAAACAGAUUUAUCCUGACUGAGAAGUGUAACAUUCUUUUUACUUGUACCAUCUCUGCCGUGCAAAUUAUCUCAAUGUUUGCACAAAGAUACUUGUCUCUGUAUAUCUACGAUUGAGAAAGUAUCCAGCGUAAUUGAAAAAUAUAUUGUAAAUUGAAGCUAUUUUCUCUCAAUUCAACCAGCAGUACGCUGAGCAAACUGGAGAUGGGCCCAGUUUACUGCAAUGGCAAGUGCAAGAUGAUGAUCCGAUGUAGUGUGAAAAGUGAAGGCAAAAGAAAACAAGAACAUUUUAUCAACAAGUAAAAUGUGAAUUGAAGUAAAGAAUCUCAUGGAAGCCGCAUUCACCGAUGGCUCCUCAGUAACAGAAUACAGGUUGAGUAGCAGAUCCAAAAAAAAAAACUCAAGCUAGACCAGACCUACAUGUGGAAAACUUUAAGCAUGUGGUGAAUUCAUUUUGUUUGAUUUAGUUGUGAUUCCAGGUUUGUGGCCAAUUCUUGCCUGUAAUAAUUCCAUUCAAAUGCUGUAGCAAAUGAAUCAAUUUUCGAAAAUGAAUUUAGAUGCCCCUGUUAUUUUAUA